UUAGAGGAGGAAAACAAGAAAUAUUCUGAACCAAUGAACUGUAGACAUAGUACAGGAGAUGACCAGAGACUGCAGAUGUAGUACAGGAGAUGACCAGAGAUUGCGGACAUACUACAGACGACCAGAGACUGCAGACAUAGUACAGGAGAUGAUCAGAGACUGCAGACAUAGUACAGGAGAUGACCAGAGACUGUGGACACAGUACAGGAGAUGAUCAGAGACUGCGGACACAGUAUAGGGAUGACCAGAGACUGUGGACAUACUACAGGAGAUGACCAGAGACUGCGGACAUACUACAGGAGAUGACCAGAGACUGCAGCGGACAAAGUGCAGGAGAUGACCAGAGACUGUGGACACAGUACAGGAGAUGACCAGAGACUGGAGAC
Staurois parvus is the source of this 386-nucleotide messenger RNA. Lineage: Eukaryota; Metazoa; Chordata; Amphibia; Anura; Ranidae. The record is from the annotation of a GenBank genome assembly.